CGUCUCUCCCUACCUAUCACAUGAAUACUGAACUAAUCCCUGUUGGUGUGUGCAAGAGUAUCGAUAAGUUGAACAGGGAUUUCAUUUGGGGAGAAGAGGAGAACACAGCCAAGAUGCAUCUGGUAGCCUGAGAGAAGAUGAUACUCCCGAGGAGACAAGGUGGAGCUGGGCUGAGAUCCAUCAGACAGGCGAACCUGGCGAUGCUCGCCAAAGGAGGUUGGAGACUUCUCAAGGAGACGGACAGCUUAUGGUGCAGAGUUCUGCGCGAUAAAUACAGCAGGGAUCAAAGGGACUUAGGCAUCAUCCGCCCAAUUCAGGGAAGUUCUUUUACUUGGAGAACCAUAUCUAAGGCCGAUGAUUUGCUUCAUAGAGGUUGUGCGUGGAACAUUAAGAAUGGUAGACGCACUAAGUUCUGGUCCGAUGUUUGGAUUCUGCAGGUACCUCUCAAAGAUGUAGCGGUUGGGCAAAUUCCGGGGGAAAUGGAGGACGCCGUGGUGGCGGAUUUUGUGACUCAGGAGGGAGCUUGGCGUACCGACCUUUACUCGGACCUUCUUCCCCAGGAGGUCCAGAUGAAGAUCCUUAGCACAGCCGUGGACACUAUCUCGACAGAGAAUGACACUAUUUUCUGGAAUGCGGCCUCCGAUGGAAGAUUUUCGGCUAAAACAGCUUACAAUCUUCUUAACCAGCACGAUGCAGACCCAGACGAGAAAUAUUGGAAGAUCAUUUGGAGCUUACCGGUUCCGGAGCGCGUUAGGAGCUUCCUCUGGCUGACGUGUCUUGGUCGAAUUGCAACUAAUCAACUUCGUUUUUGCAGGAAAUCAGCUCCUAACCCGGAUUGUGUCCGCUGCCUGGGACAGCCUGAGAGCAUUCUCCAUGCGCUUUGGGAUUGCCCCCCAGCUCUUUUCUUCUGGAGAAGGCAUGUCCCUACUGCGAAACAGCAUUCCUUCUUCAGUGCAGAGCAGCGCGAUUGGCUGCGUGAGAAUCUUAGCAACUCAGAAGCAGGUCCUUCCGGGAUUCCGUGGGCUGCUUUCUUUGGGGUGGCAACCUGGUGUCUCUGGAAAAGUAGAUGUGAGGCUUGCUUCAAGGGCCUUGCGGCCGUCCUCUCUCCUCCUUCUUUGGCUCACUCCAUCAUUGCUAAAGCGAAACUUUGGCAUGAGGCUUGGCAUGCUCCGAUGGUUUUGCCUGGCAGCAGAUCUAGAACGGCUACUAGGGUGGUGCAGAAUGUUGGCUGGAAGCCCCCUCCUCAAGGUUGGUAUACUCUUAACGUUGAUGGUGCCUCUUGUGGUAAUCCAGGACCAGCUGGUACAGGGGGUUGCAUUCGAGACAGCUCCGGACGCUGGGUCUCUGGUUUUGUGGGCAAUAUAGGAACGGCGUCUGCUGCUCUUGCGGAAUUAUGGGCUGUCUUUCAUGGUCUCGAAGUUGCUUGGAACACCGGCUGUCGAACUUUGAAGAUGGAAUCAGGCUCGAGGCUAGCUAUUGAGCUUAUUAACAACCGUUUGGACCAGGUUCAUCCCUACUCCACUCUACUCUCAGCUAUUCGGAGGAAACUAAGCCAAGAUUGGCUGGUGAGCAUUCCGGGAAGGGAAUAGAGUCGCGGACUGGCUCUCGAAGCACAGUCUCGUCUAUCCCUACGGUAUGCAUGAGCUUGCGAACCCGCCCUAAGGCUUAGGAAGUAUUCUGCAAGAGGACAACAUGGGUAUCACUUUCGAGCGACGUGUAGUCGCGGACUUCUCCUCUCCUCCCAACCUCUCGGCGCCCCCCUUGUAAUCUCUUUCUUCGGCCUUCGGCCUCCUGUAAUGCAAAAAAAUAAAAUAAAAUAAUAAUGUGUAA
This is a messenger RNA of Linum trigynum, 1830 nucleotides long. The record is from the annotation of a GenBank genome assembly. NCBI's taxonomy places the organism in Eukaryota, Viridiplantae, Streptophyta, Magnoliopsida, Malpighiales, Linaceae.